AUUCUGACUGCAGCAGAGCAAAGUUUUCAGAACACCCGGCAUUUGGCAGAGGAAAGAUCUCUUGAGCUUUGUGAAGUAAGGAAUUAUUGCAUAGUCACGCUUAAAUUCUGGCAAAAGUGCUUUGAUGUUGAAGAUGGAUCAUACAAACAUGACCCAAACCAUGUUGACUGCUGAACCUCAGACUCCGGAGAAGAACAACAGCAGUGGCAAUGAGUACUUUUACAUUCUGAUUGUCAUGUCGUUCUAUGGGAUCUUCUUAAUGGGAAUAAUGCUGGGCUACAUGAAAUCCAAGAGGAAAGAAAAGAAAUCCACUUUGCUUCUGCUCUACAAAGAUGAGGAAAGGCAUUGGGGAGAAGCCAUGAAACCUCUGCCAACCAUGUCAGGACUGAGGUCCAUCCAGAUCCCCAUGAUGCUAAAUGUGCUGCAAGAGAAUAUGGUACCAUCUCUGUCAUGUGCUGUCUGCUCCAUGGAGGGAAGCAGUGUGAGUUCGGAGUCUUCCUCACCAGAUAUUCACUUCACCAUUCAAGAGGAAGUGCUGGAUGCUGAGCUGGGGGAAGUAUCAGAAGCCCUUCUCAAUGAGAGCAGUGAAGGGUCUUCAGAAAACAUCCACAAAAAUUCCUAGCACUUGCAGGCCUUUGAAAAGCAGCCCCAUCAGCUAGCAAAAGAGUGAGUGGAACUAAUGUUAAGACCUUGCAGUUUUACUUUCCUGCUCUCAAUUCUCAACAGGUAGCUGUGCUCCAGAACCUAAUAUGUUCUUGAAAGCUGGCAAGAUGAGGAAUCAAAUACACAAACAUCAAAGUGAAACUUAAAAAUUAGUUUUUUUUAAAACUAAUUAGAAAAUUGAAUGCUGUUUUUUUACUGUAAGUGCUACAAACAUAGAGAAUAUUUUUCUCAGUAGAUAACUAUUACUGAUAUUACUCUGCAUAUUUCAGAAUUCUGCAAAUAUCUGGGAAAUGUUGAGAGUAGUUAUCCAAGUGUAAGUGACUAGUUUUGAAUCAUUGUUAAUGUCUAUUCUCAGAGAUAUUUGAUCUACUAGAAAUGUUUUUACUGUUUCCUUCUAUCAAGCCACAGACCACUGAAGUUUUACUUGAAGAUGCCUGAGACUUCACGUGACCAAUUAGAAAUCUGCAUUUAGCAAUAUAAAUUUGAUUGCAAAAGUCAGAGAUCUUUCAGUGCAAAACACAUUAAAAGAUCUUUGCUACAAACUAUAAGAGCUAAAAAUGCCAGUUCUGCUCUGUUGCACUGAAUUGAAAUAAAUGGUCUUUCAUGGGUAUAACUCAGAGCAGAAUUUUAACUAUUAAAGGUGGAACCUUGGCCCCACUGAAGUCAAUGGCUAUACUCCCACUGACUUCAAGGGGACCAGGAUUUUACCCUAAGCAUUCAGAGCAAAAUUCUUCAUUGAAGUCAAUGAAGUUGUGCCCAUUUACACCAUCAAGAAUUUGACCCUUCUUCUACUGAAACCAAUGUAGAUAAACAUCAGGUUGAAUUUUUUGUCUGUUCCUGUGAUCAGUAAUUUUUUUAAACCACUGUUAUAACACUUUUCCUCAUUGAAUGACACUGUGGUUUUACAAAUGCAUUACCUACUAAAUUACUUCAUUUUUUUAAAUAAGCAAAGGUUAAUAUUGAAUCAAAGUAUGAUUAUUUCAAUCAUGCAUGAAAUUUUAUUUUAAAAUUAUGUGUAGAUUAGUUCUUACGCAUGAGAGCAAAGAACUAAAAUCUUAAAGCAUUGCACAGGAAUAUGCUUAUAAAAUGUCCCUGCAUAUUUCCUGAGUUAAAAUAACUCUGUGAUUUAUCCAUUGGCAUUAGAGCUUGAGACAGUUUGAAAAACAUGAACACAACAGCAGAAAUUAACUGAGGCAAAAGUCCUCUGUACUUCUUCCGUUUAGCAAUGGGAGCUCUGUUUUCACUUUGAAGGGUUAAUAUAAUGUGAGAGGCUAUACAGACAUAUCACUUCAGCCUUCUUAUACAGCAGGGGAUAUUUGUGGUUGGAAAAAGCUCUAUUGGUCACUAGGGGCCUGAUCCAAAACCUCUUGAAGUCAGUGAUUUUCUUUCCAUUGACUUCAGUGAGCUUUAGAUCAGACCAUAUAAAGCUUUCGAUAGAUUUACUCCAAAGGGGGCUGUUUAAGUUUGAAAGAAGCCAAAUUAAGUUUGGCACUUUGCCUGGAAUCACUUGAAUCCUGAAACUUUCCAACUGAGACUGACAUGUGAGUUGUCACAUUUUCCAUUGCUUUCUCCUCCAUUCUUUUAUUUUAGUUUAAAUGUAUUUGUAUCUGUAAAAAUGGUGUAUAUACUGAGUUGUAUAUAAUUGUCUUAUGUAUUUAUAGUUUAUUGUUUUUAUUGGCACUAAUUUUUAUUUAAAUAAAAAACCACCU
This is a messenger RNA of Dermochelys coriacea (leatherback sea turtle), 2372 nucleotides long. It is a transcript of the gene KCNE4, whose product is annotated as potassium voltage-gated channel subfamily E regulatory subunit 4. The transcript has 2 exons. Gene Ontology annotation, cellular component: membrane. The record is from RefSeq and is a predicted model, not a curated record. Gene Ontology annotation, molecular function: voltage-gated potassium channel activity involved in ventricular cardiac muscle cell action potential repolarization; transmembrane transporter binding; delayed rectifier potassium channel activity. NCBI's taxonomy places the organism in Eukaryota, Metazoa, Chordata, Testudines, Dermochelyidae. Gene Ontology annotation, biological process: regulation of ventricular cardiac muscle cell membrane repolarization; ventricular cardiac muscle cell action potential; potassium ion export across plasma membrane. Bases 125 to 622 code for a protein of 165 amino acids.